UCUCUCACGUCCUGCCGGCUGUCGGAUCGGUGCGCGCCUCUCGGCCAUGGAGUCAAACCCCGACGCCGAGGAGGCGCACACGGUGCGCGAGGCGCUGGGCCGCUACGAGGCGGCGCUGGAGGGUGCGGUGCGUGCGCUGCACGAGGACAUGCAGGGGCUGCAGCGCGGCGUGGAGCGGCGUGUGGCCGAGGCGCUGCGCCUGGCCGGCCCCUUGGCUCGCACCGUGGCCGAACUGCAGCGGGACAACCAGCGGCUGCAGGCGCAGCUCGAACGCUUGACGCGCCAGGUGGAGGCUCUGGGCUUGGCGACUGGUGUGUCCCCUGCACCCGGCACGCCCAGUCCCCCUCCUGCGGCCGCAGUUACAGACCGGGCGCCCCGCCUGGGCACCGCUCGCUUCUCCAGCCACGCCACCUUCUCGCUGUCCGGUCGCAGCCAGAGCGUGGAACAGGAUGAAGCCGGUGAUCUCGAGGUGAGACGAACUUCGAACUCAUGCACCAUGGAGAAUGGACACCAGCUGGGUGCAGGUUCAGCCAAUGGAUCCCCAGAGGUCCAAACCUCCUCAGCCCCGGAGCCCCCUAGGCCGCGUCCUGUGAGCCUCUCCUUGCGGCUGCCCCACCAGCCGGUCACAGCUGUCACCCGAGUCUCUGAGAAAUUCUCUGGGGAAACCUCAGCUUCAGCUCUGUCACCCACAUCUGCUGCCAUUCAGGGGGCCUUCAGCCCCAGCCCUAGCGAGGCCAUCAGCCCCUGGACUCCUAGUCCAACUGAGAAAAAUUCCUCUCUCAUGCGGUCCUUGUCUGGCUCUGGGUAUGGAGCGGUGACAGCAGGCAAUCACAAGGACAGCCCUCCACUGGUGACCCCACCACAGUCACCCCCAUCCUCGCAGCCUCCAGCGAUGACUCAGGCCCCUCGCCAGGGAGAGCGUCGCAGGGAAUUGGUGAGGUCGCAGACACUGCCUCGUACCUCAGGGGCACAGGCUCGGAAGGCGUUGUUUGAGAAGUGGGAGCAGGAUACAGCAAGCAAGGGCAAAGGUGAGACCAGGGCCAAACUAAAGCGGUCACAGAGUUUCGGUGUGGCCAGUGCCAGCAGCAUCAAGCAGAUCCUGCUAGAGUGGUGCCGUAGCAAGACCGUGGGCUACCAGCAUGUGGACCUGCAGAACUUCUCCUCCAGCUGGAGCGAUGGCAUGGCCUUUUGUGCCCUGGUGCACUCGUUCUUCCCUGAUGCCUUUGACUAUAAUGCGCUGAGCCCCACCCAACGGCAGAAGAACUUUGAACUGGCUUUCACCAUGGCUGAGAACCUGGCCAACUGUGAGCGCCUCAUCGAAGUGGAGGAUAUGAUGGUGAUGGGCCGCAAGCCGGACCCCAUGUGCGUCUUCACCUACGUGCAGUCCCUCUACAACCAUCUGCGUCGCUUUGAGUGAAGCUGGCAGCCUGGAGAGGCCAGGAAGAAACGACUGUGGGGUCACUCAUGGUCCCCAAGGCAGCAUAACCUCCGGGGGCCUCUGGUGUGAGCUGCUGUUGGUUCUAUGGUGUGUGACCACUCGCCCCUCACACCCAGUUCCUGAUUAAAAGUAUUGAUGAGGCUAAACUGAGCCCCACAGCCUCUCACAGCCAAGGGCUCAAAGGAAAAACUCUAGAGUCAGAGAAAUUGGUGCUAAGCAAUGACCUUCCUGCAGGGGGCGCUAAUGUUUCCCUCUGGUGAAUUUGAUACAUUGGCUUGACAGGGUUCUACUGAUUAUCAAGUUUUCUUCUUCUUAUUUUCUUCUUCUUCUUCUUUUUUUUUAAAAUCAACAUACCCGGAGUUUUUUACUUCCUCAUACUGUUUUGGGAUCCUUUUCCCCCUCCCUCUGGGCCACUGCUAGGAAACAGACUCAAGUUUUUGGGAAGAAACAGUUUAAUCGCACCCACGUCCUGGGUGGCAGAUGACCGUUCUAUCACCUCUCCUCUGUGGGGAGGGGGCAGGGUGCCUACCUAGGUCCAGAGGGGCUCCUGGCAUCCCAGGAGAACCCACAAGUGUUCAGUUAAGAGAAGGUUACCUGGGCAGUACCAGGGAGGAAGGCUAGGAUCCUUCGAGCUGAGAGUUCCCAUUUGCUCCAGGUAUUUAUAAAAUCGUUUUUACCUGUACCACUAGCCUGUUUGUACAUAAAAGAUGUGUCAAACUUCGCUUGGGUUUGUUAUUUCUGUUUGGGAGAUGGGGACGAGGCUUGGGCAAUAAGAGACUGCAUAGAUUUAAACAAAGAUCUACUGAAAUCAUACCUUAAUUGUUUAUGUAUUUAAAACCACUUGCCUGGGAGGCUGAAAAAUGACAUCUGCUGUCUACUAAUGCGCU
Molecule: messenger RNA, 2325 nt
Organism: Arvicola amphibius (Eurasian water vole)
Lineage: Eukaryota; Metazoa; Chordata; Mammalia; Rodentia; Cricetidae
Gene: Smtnl2
Product: smoothelin like 2
Exons: 8
Coding region: 47-1417 (456 amino acids)
Biological process (GO): positive regulation of vasoconstriction; actin cytoskeleton organization
Cellular component (GO): microtubule organizing center; I band; M band
Molecular function (GO): protein phosphatase 1 binding; tropomyosin binding
Source: RefSeq, a predicted model, not a curated record